AGGAAAGAACUCACCGUAUCGGUCCUAGACUAUUGUUGUAGAUCAUACACAUGGACAGAGGUACUUACCGAACUUGUUAUCUUCUAAGUAUUAAAUUCACUAUCUUCUUUCGUUACAUCCAUGCUGUAGCUUACACUGUACUAUGGCAACAAAUUCGAUAAUGAUGAUGAUCUCUGUUGGGUAUACCCCGUACUAGAUGAGAUAACUACCACCACUUCGACGACCACUGCUACCGUUACUCCUAUCCAAUACUUGACGCCAUCGGCAAGGUACUAAGUGUAAGUUUCUAGUCAACGAAUCAUCAUCAUGGGAGGAUCGGCUCAGUCGAAGGAAGCAGGUGUUUUCGUGGAGUUGGACUCCUACACCUAUUAUCCGGGUGAUAUUAAGGCCAAUGGAAUGUGUUCAUAUUCAAUAUUUAUUGUUGAGUCUACAAAGGGAUGGAGGAACAACCAUUUUUAACUUAGCGUAUGAUCUGUUAGAAUUUCUUUUUUAACUACUUGAACCUCUAGUACUAUUGUACUCGCAAAGAUUUUUUUCAUCUUUAGUAAGUUGGUCGGAGGUACAUCUAAAGGUGGGUCGCUCAUAAUCAUCCUUGAACAUUGUUGUAUCUGCUCUAAUGACACUUUGACUUAUGGCGACCGACUAUAGUGGAUUCCUGGCAGGAUAGGGGAAUGCAUCCGAAUCAGCCUUUCCUAAUCUAACCAAUUAGAAGAAUUACUACACCAAGGGGGCAUGAUCUCCAUCCGCAUCACUCCAACAUUACUUGUCAGGACUAGUCUCUCCUCACCACAACCGGUCAAGUCCAAGUGUUGUCAACAAUCUCUCUUCACUAUGACUACUCUUCAGGUUGUCAGGACUAGUCUCUCCUCACACAACUCUCCACUCUCCAGGUCCAACCCCCAGGUCCAACUUCUAAUCCACUGGCAAGAUCCAUUUAGCGGUCGACUCUCACGCAGUGGAGAUUAGGUCUGUGAAUUUGAAACUCUCCGGCUACGAAAAAGUGGAAUGGAGAACUGUCACGACACGAAGAAGACGAAAUGAAAGAGAACCAGAUAAGUGGGAGGAAGAAGAGGUACAGUUACAAAAUCAACUCUUGGCGCAUGCGAUCGAAAGUAAGAACUGAUAAGAGCAUAUAGAUAUAAAAAUGUCAUAUACAAAGUAACGGGUCUCAACAAGUAUUCGAAACGUCUUAUACGUAGAUACUCGAGAUAGAUCAAGAAAAAGAAGUCCGCUACAUGAUUUCAAUUUUCGAAACUACAUAACAGGAGAUCGAAAAUCACGAUGGGAGGCAUGACUUCUUCAAAGUGCAGAUACCUGUGCAAGAGGGCAUCGCUAUCACCGCAGGCCGCGGACAAUACACUUACCCUUUCCUUAUGAUAGACAGGCCAUGCAGGUGGUAGCCAAAAGUUGUCAUCAACAGCCACUCGUUAUUCUGUCUUACAUAGUGAUAGACUUUCUCUUUUUACUCAAGUGACUCUCACGACUCGCAAGAAUUAUGCUCGCAAGUGCUACGGCUGGUUAGGGUUAAGGUUAAAAGGUAUCAGAAUGCUUCGACCCAGAAUCCAUCCAUGAUUUAGGUGUUUGUGAUUCUAAUAUUCAAUGCCAGCUACCUGGGUUUCUUCCUGGUAGCUGUCGAGUCGGUACAGAUCCCAAAUACCAUGGGCCUGGCAGGCACAACCAGAAAUACCAUUUUUUAUGAUCAAGAAUUUACAAUGUUCUUUUAGGAUUAGAGAUGCCAUGAAGUGAAUGUGAUUAAAAAUACAAAAAUUUCACUUCGUCUAUAGGAUUAGGGAUACUUCAUCUACCAGCUCUUAUCCCUUGCAAUGAAAAUAAUUGAAAUUCUACUAAAUACUUCUAUUCACUUGCAGCUACUGGAAAGAAACAAAUUUCAAUACUCUUCUAAUCCCUGGCGAAUGCAAGUACAAAGUCAAGGCUUUUGUGGAAUUCGUAGGCGAGCAUACACGAGGAGGCCUAUUCAGCUCGGGCGUGGACAAAGUCAAGUGCUCUCAAGAGUUCAUGUUAAGGGUCAACAUAUCGUGUGUUAGUAGUACUGAAGUAUGGUAUCCUUGUUUGCGUCACGCUUGACACACUCUCGAUUGAUUUGUUUCUUCUAGGGAAAAGAUAGGCCUCUGUGGAGGCUAGUUCCCGCACACUCAAAAUAUGCAAGUAACCAACAGGACAAUAGCCGAGUACUAACUUAUGUGAGUAGAUUAUUCUCCAGUCUCCUCGAAAGUCGUUAUUUCAGUUUUUUCAUAAUUAUCUACAGUUUUAGGGAGACAACAGGAAUUGGAGUGAGUAGUGCUAAUGAUAGUGGUGAACCGCUGCCCUCCAGCUCAGAGCCUCUCAAAAACCGCAGAAACCGCAGUUGCGCUAUGCGGAUGCAGUUGCUGUUCCUGCUGUAGUAGAGGUAACAACUUUUAUGAUCAGUGUGACUGAGGACUACAACUACUUGGAGGUGUUGUUCUUCAAAAUAACAACAACAUGCACACCUAUAAGACGUCUGGUGUUUCCAGAUCAUGGUGUUUUUUAUCAAUUCACAACGCGUUUCAUUCUGCGGCAUAAUAAUUCGUUCACACAAUUCGUUUCACAAUUCUUACAAAAAACCAAGGUCUCGUCCGUGUCACUGCGCGAAUGGCACUCACAUAAUUCGUUUUACAGUUCUUACAAAAAACCAAGGUCUCGUCCGUGUCACUGCGCGAAUGGCACUCACAUAAUUCGUUUUACAGUUCUUACAAAAAACCAAGGUCUCGUCCGUGUCACUGCGCGAAUGGCACUCACAUAAUUCGUUUUACAGUUCUUACAAAAAACCAAGGUCUCGUCCGUGUCACUGCGCGAAUGGCACUCACAUAAUUCGUUUUACAGUUCUUACAAAAAACCAAGGUCUCGUCCGUGUCACUGCGCGAAUGGCACAAGAUUCCUUUCGACAGGGUGAAUCAGUAG
Messenger RNA from Amoebophrya sp. A25, 2940 nucleotides. The record is from the annotation of a GenBank genome assembly. NCBI's taxonomy places the organism in Eukaryota, Dinophyceae, Syndiniales, Amoebophryaceae.